Messenger RNA from Setaria italica (foxtail millet), 3406 nucleotides. Its product is annotated as proline-, glutamic acid- and leucine-rich protein 1. Gene Ontology annotation, biological process: rRNA processing. Lineage: Eukaryota; Viridiplantae; Streptophyta; Magnoliopsida; Poales; Poaceae. Bases 774 to 2891 code for a protein of 705 amino acids. Gene Ontology annotation, cellular component: nucleus. The transcript has 14 exons. The record is from RefSeq and is a predicted model, not a curated record.
AAUACUAUUGUUGGGUUGGCACUUCUUUUCUUGGUUUGACAAUCCAAGAGUGCUGUGACAAGCGCUUUAUAAAAACAUACUCAGACUGGUUUGAGAAGGUUUUAAAAAAGAUGAAGUUAAGUUACCGUGAUAUUUUCGUUCUUUUUUACAUUGAUGUGGAACGGGAUUUGUAAAAGAUCUUUUGCAUCCAUUGGCAAGUGAGAUUGCAAUAGUUGAUACUUUCCUACUGUCCUCAGUGAAUACUGAAACACUUAAUAGUUAUUUGAAAGUGGAAACCUAUCUGAACUUUCUUUUGCAACAUGAUCAGAAAUUUCUGAAAGCAAUUCCAUUAAAAAAUGUUGUCAUGAAUUUGUGAUCCACUACAGUGCUAAAUGGAGCCUAUGAUCUAUAUGUUUAGUUAUUGCAGCUGUUUCAUGAUAAAAAAAAAACUCCACUUUGUUAAGAAAUAUUAUGCCAAAAAGAUUACUUACCAAAACUAUUCUUGCAGACAUGAUUUUCCCUUCUAGUGUAUUGAACAUUCUACUUUCACUUAAUUUGUGUGUAAUGUGUUUGAGGAAACACAAUUAUGGACAAUCAAGAAGGUUACUUAUAAACUGGAGAAAGAUAAUCUGGUUUAUGCUGCAAUUCGGAUGUUCAAAACCAUAAGGUGUUGACUGUAGGUUAUGUCAUAUUCACAAAAGCUGGGAAAUUUUGACUGUUUUUAAAGGUGGAGUGGUACAUAAAAGUUCUGCCACAUUGUUUCUUGUUGUUCUACAGAACCAUCUUGCAACAAAAUGGUAAACAUGUUCACAUGUACUACUAUGUCUGAUUUAUUUCUCCGAUUGGCUACUUUCCCAAAUUUAAAGGAUGAGGCCAUUUCUUUUGCCCAGAAAGUUGUGAAACCAUUGCUUCAGCUGUUGGAUGAGAAUGGUCCUGUUGCAGAGAAAGCAGUUGAUUUACUGGGUUUACUUAUUAAACUCUUCCCCUCAUCUGUAUAUCGGCACUUCAAUAAUGUUGAAUCCACCAUUACAACAAAAAUUAUGAGUGGUCAAUGCAAUCUUCAAGAAUUAAAGAAACUUGCCAGCACUUUAGCACUGUUACCUUAUGUCAGAUUUUCUCAGUGUAGUACGUCGCUGAUGAUUCAAAAGUUAUUGGUUAUGGUAAACAAUAUGUUGAAUGACACUUUUGUUGGACUUGAAAAAGAAGAUACUGAUUAUGAGCUAAUGAUGCUGCUAGCUCCACCUGGAAGUAAAUUAGUACCUCCAUUGGGAGGACAGACAACUUGUGGAGAUAAACACAUUCAUUCAACAAAGAAAUUUCAUGCAUAUAUAGUACCUACAAUUUCGGCUCUCGUACAUUGUUGUUCUAUGAUGCUAACUAGUCCUUAUCCAGCUCAGGUGAUCAAUAUUCCAGUUCGUGCAUUGGUAACUUUAAUACAAAAGGUUCUGUUGAUUGAUGGAUCUUUGCUGUUGCAAUCAAAUACUCCCUUGUGUCAGGAGCUUAUUUGUUCUGAAAUUCCAACAUUGCAUUCAAUAUUUUUGGAUUUGCUUGCUUCCACUAUUAAAGGAAUGCGCAGCUCACUCGUACCACAUGCUGGUACUGUCGUAAUGCUCAUAGCUGAGUACUUCAAAAAAGCAAAACUGCCUGCAUUAAGAAGAAAACUCUACACCAUUGUGCAGUUAUUGCUGAGUUCCAUGGGUGUCGGUAUGGCUGUGCAAUUAUUUCAGGUGGUCGUCAGCAAUAUUUUUGCUGAUCUGGAUGAUGAUGCUGGAAGUAGCUCAUACUCAUUAAGAACAUAUCCAAUAGAAGCAACAAUUUGGUCAUCAUCAAAAAGUUCAGACAACAGGAGGCAGACACAGCAACUGCAAAGCUCAAUUGCUGUGAGUUCUGAACCUACAUGUAAUAGACAACUGAUGCCUCCACUAUGUGUCAAAAUUGCUGCACUGGAGACGCUGGAAUUAAUACUGAAUUUGGGGGGUUUAUUUAAUGGCUCCUGGAGAUCAGAAAUGGACCUGCUCCUUAUUGAUGUUGCUACUAAAGCCUGUUACAAAGCAGGGAUGUAUGAACAAAGUCCACCCUGGACUGAAGACCCAAGUAUAUCAGACUUCCAGUUAGCCGCAUUUAGAGCACUUUUGGCAUCCUUUCUUUCCACUCAUCAUGAACGCCCUCUUUAUUUAGAAGAAGGUCUUGAACUCUUUAAUAGAGGGAAGCUGGAGACUGGCACUGAGCUGGCGAAAUUUUGUUCACAUGCUUUGCUAGCUUUGGAUGCUCGUAUACACCCUCGACAACUCCAUCCACAGUAUAUUUCAAAAAUAGUGGCUCGUGAUGACCUUGGAUUUGUAUCACAACCUUCACAUUCUGUACGCAAGCAUCGAGCCACCGAUGAUUUGGGAGAUGAUUGCAUGUACCGUCUAGUAUCUGUUGCUAUAGAACCAGUAGAUCCUUUGACAAAAGACAAUGCUGUAGAGAAUUGUACACCGGUUGAGUUUUCCGGAGAACUUUCAAUGCAAAAUGAUGCUCAGCAGACACACAUAAUCACUGGAGAACAUCCUCCAGAAAUCACUGCAUAUUGUCUUACCGAGGAAGUACAAGCUGUUAAAAUGACAGAUGGAUUAUAUGGUAAUCCUUCUGAUUUUGGCACAUUGGGGAAUUCCAUUCCUCCUGACUCUUUCAGCUUUACUCCACCAGAUUUUUAUAACCCUGGGGAUGAAACUUCAACCAAGAAGUGCAUUCUGUCAGGUGAUGCUUCCAGCAGGCAGAAUGUGCCAAAUCAUGCUUCAGGAACCUCCACUGCAGCAAGUGUGUGUCAUUCUGAAUGGGACUCUCUUGACCCAUUGCUGGAUAUCGGUGAUGCUAAUCUUGAUCCUGGUUUUUUCCCGGACAUGGUUGAUGUUGACCCUGGAUCUGAUUAGAAGAUCGGCUUGUGAAUCUUCUACUGGUGUAUUGAGUUAAUUGAGGAAGUUUCCAUUUUGGGAUACAAUAAGGGGGCAUUUGGAAUUCAUAAAGGUUUCAUGUAUGAUUAUGUUGUACAAAUGUGAAGAGAUGAAAUACAGAAAAAAAAAUCAUGACAAGAAGACCGCCGGUACUCAGCAUGAAUGUGGGAUUCACGGACAUUAGUGCCCAGCAACUUUGUAAUGGUGAGCAGGACGAUGAAUGCUCGUUCAUCAGAGCAAACUGCUCGGUCAUUUCUUGUAUUUUGUUUUCUUUCUAAUUUAAAUGCAUAGAGUUUUUAGUGAACAUAAGGAGUGAUUCCCAUAAUUGGAUAUCUUUGGUGUUUCUGUGUAAGUUCCGCAAUCUGCAUGCUCACAUUUAUUUUUUUGAACGAAUCAUGCUCACAUUUACUGAUCCAGGAGGUUUGCAAUAAGGAUCUGAUGAGAACACAGGAAUUUCAUUGGAAACAAAAGAUAGCUGCAUUUCGUUGUGUGUA